AUGAGGCUGCUUGUAUUCCUACUUCUUCCACUGCUCUCGCCCGUCUGGGGCUCCAUUGUGUGCCGUGACAGCGUGUUCGAUCGCUCCUCGCUCACUCACAGCUUCACCGAAGCUGCCUGUUCGGGCGCCAGCGUGGAAAAACGCUCGUCCUUUAGCUCCUCUAGCUCUCCUAGCUCUUCUUCAAUUCGAUCUCCGUUACUUACUCAGUUGCAGAUGCCCGCACCAAAACGGUCGCUGGCUUCCCCGGUGUUCCACAUGCUCAAUUGGUCCGUCAAUUAUGAAACAGGCGCCAAGGAUGCUGUUGGAAGUGAGUUCGUCGAGUCCAUAGAUGCCGUACUGCAGUACGCAAACACGCUGGUUUCUCGCGUCUUUUUCCUCAAUCAAACCAUCUCCAUACGCGUCACCGUACUCAACUCUUCAACUAUCCCGUCGACGAAACGCGACUCAACCUCAUACUCGACGUCUCUGUCUACGCCGGUCGCGUCUGCCCAGCCUGCACGCCUUCUUCCGUUGCUGGACGACGACGGACUCGUGCGCUAUUACCCACAGAGCGUCGUGAAACAGUUUUCCCUAAACACAAACGGUGCAGACGUCUCGUUUGCCGAGUACGAUGUCGAAAUGUACAUCUACCCGCACUCCAACCUGUACUACGACACCGGCGACAAUUCAACUACAAUCCAGUCAAACCAAGUAGACUUGCUACACGUAGUUUUGCACGAAUUGAUGCACGGCCUUGGUUUCCUUAGCAGCUGGUCCGAGUACAUGGGCUCUUCCUCCUCGGCCAUUACACCGACGCUUGUUGUUCAGUCGACGACGAGCGGCGGCAGCACGACGUAUCGUGUGGGCGGUGUUCUCGAGUACGAGUUUGAUCGGAACGUUCAUUUUGAGUCAGAAUUGUCGCAAGGCUCGAGCAACUUGACUCGGUCUAUGGAGGAAUAUGUGCAGUCAGACAGUGCUCCGACGGAGUCAAACGCCAACGACGUGUACACUGCACUAGCUUCGUCCGAAUUGACCCAGCUGGGCAACACGAUGCUGCAGUACGCAACGACACCAUACUCUCUCGGCAUGCACUCUGCCGGCGCAACAGCUUCCCAGCUCGCUGCCAACUCGUCGCACGUCUUCCUCCUGGAAACGAGUUUCAGCACUUUUGCGUGCGGAUCUUCGUUAAGUCACAUGGCCGCUGAUGUGUACGACGGGACGCCCGAUUUUCUCAUGCGCUAUGUCGUUACAGCAGGCAUCUCCAUGCAGGACAUGCUCGAACGCGCCUACAAAACCACGUCCGAACAUGGUGCUCGUGACCGCUACGGUCCGUUUGGACCCGCUCUUCGCGAGACUAUGAGAGGCAUGGGCUAUCGCAUAUUCGAGUACACCGAUUUGAACGAGGCCACCGCCAGCUCAUCCGCCGCCGUGUCCAUCCCAACCGUCACACCCAUUGCUCUCGUUAAUUCCUUAUCCACUUCAAACACUUACCAUUCCGUCACUCCCACUCCUACACUCACACUCUUUACCACCGUCACCACCGUCAUCGUCGAAAAACAGAACCGGGCCACUCUUUUCUCUGUGGACUCCGCUAACAAAACCACUUCCCGCGUUGUUUACUUUGCAUCCUCUGCCUCACCGUCUGCCUUCCUCCCCUCCCGCCGCACCUUGCUCACCAUGUCCCUCUCUACUACCAGCAUUCUUUUGAUCUGCAUUUUACGGCAUUGA
Messenger RNA from Schizosaccharomyces japonicus yFS275, 1707 nucleotides. RefSeq lists its product as hypothetical. The coding region runs from base 1 to 1707 and encodes 568 amino acids. The transcript has a single exon. NCBI's taxonomy places the organism in Eukaryota, Fungi, Ascomycota, Schizosaccharomycetes, Schizosaccharomycetales, Schizosaccharomycetaceae. The record is from RefSeq and is a predicted model, not a curated record.